AUGAGAAAGAUAAACACAACCUGCACGGAUUUUCUAAAAUGUGCAACAAAAUUCAAAUGUGGAAGGACUAGAAAAGAUGUGGAGGAGAUUAAUAAAGCGGUUACCCUUUGUGAUUUUCAUGCAUUCCACCUGUCACCUGGCUGGCUGGAUUGUGUUGAGAAACUGGACACCACUUGUGUUCGAGAAUGGGACCCGUUCCCAGAUCUUGAAGGAACUGAAGAGGAGAAUACGGUGAAACAGAAAGAGGCUUGUAGAAACUUUUUUGGUAAAGACAACUGUAUGGAAAAGGAGAUGUUAGAUAUGUGUAGCUUGGACUUGUGGGAGGAUAUCAGGAAGCACUACUUGGCAACGAACAAAGUCAUCAAAGCAUGCGAUUUCGAUUAA
Caenorhabditis briggsae is the source of this 384-nucleotide messenger RNA. The record is from RefSeq and is a predicted model, not a curated record. The coding region runs from base 1 to 384 and encodes 127 amino acids. The transcript has 2 exons. NCBI's taxonomy places the organism in Eukaryota, Metazoa, Nematoda, Chromadorea, Rhabditida, Rhabditidae.